Peronospora farinosa is the source of this 1644-nucleotide messenger RNA. The record is from the annotation of a GenBank genome assembly. NCBI's taxonomy places the organism in Eukaryota, Oomycota, Peronosporomycetes, Peronosporales, Peronosporaceae.
AUGCACGAAUCAUCCGCUCUUUUAUCCCAUACAAAUACUCAUAAAGAAGUUGAUGUAGACGUUCCAGCUGAAUUUUGGAGUCUUACGUGGAUGGCAUUGCAAGUGUCACUAUCAACUUUUGCACGUAUUGUCCUUAUUUCCGUCGACAGUGCCUUCUUGGGACAUUUAGGUACUUCAUCUCUUGCUGCUGCGUCACUUUCAUCUACUUGGACAAAUGUACCACUUGCUGGUGUUUGGUCUGGAGCUACUGCUCUUGUAACACUUUGUGGUCAAGCUUGGGGUGCUAAAAAUGGCGAGUUAGCCGGGAUAUGGCUACAACUUGGCAUUGUAGCUGUCUCGAUUCUCUCGGUACCAGUAAUGCUCUGGUAUUGGUGUAUUGGCUACUUGCUUGAGUUUUCAACUGAAGAUCAAGAGGUUGUGACAUUAGGCGUGCGAUUUGCACGGAUCUUGUCCCUUAGUAUCUGGCCGUCCUUAGUGUACGCCUGUGUUCGUCUUUAUUUUCAGUCAAUGGGUAUCAUGUCGCCCGUGACAAUUGUCGGUACAUUAUCAAUUGGUGUCGCUUGUGCGGCCAAUUAUGUGCUCAUUUUUGGUGCCUUUGGAUGGGAAGGAAUGGGCUUUGAUGGCUCACCCAUGGCUACAGUUAUUGCAGCCUGGUUCCAACCAAUUGCUCUCAUUUCGUACUGCAUUCUAUACAAAAAAAUGCAUUUACAGGCUUGGGGUGGCUGGGACUUGACUGCCUUUACACCCGACCGACUCACGAUUUUUCUGAACAUUGCAGGACCAGUGGCAGCUAAUAGUUUGGUGUCCAACUUGGCCAAUUCAGCCUUGACGCUCGUAGCGGCGAAACUUGGAUCUGAUGUCAUAGCAGCUAACGCAGUCAUCUCUGGCCUUUGGUCUCUCUUAUGGGCGCUCUUUUGGGGCUUUGGCUCAGCAACGCAGAUUCGCGUGGCUAAUUAUCUCGGUGCUGGACGUCCUAAGGCUGCAAGGGUGCUGGGCUUUUUGGGAUUUUUCUGCACAGUCUGUACUGUCGUGGUGCUCGCUGUUGCCACGUUUGCAAUGCGGGAAACGCUCUUUCGGUUGUACACGGACGACGAUACACUGCUGCAGUUGUGCAUGCUGGUGCAGCCGAUCUUUAUCACGGGCUACGUGCUCGAGUCGGUGGAAAUUUUGAUCUCGUCCGUGUUGGCCGGUAUGGGUGAAGUUUCAGUCACGGCGUGGGUGAGCUCGCUAAGUGUGUGGUUCAUCGAGCUCCCGAUUGCUUACUUUGGUGGUGUCACGAUGGGUCUCGGCUUUCCGGCGUUGUGGUACGGCGUGUGCAUGAUGGAGCUGCUCAAGCUCUCGAUCUUUACGUUUGUAUUGUCACGCAUCGAUUGGGCAAAGAUGGCGGAGCGUGCUGUGAAGAACGUGGAAGCUAGCAGUGAUAGUGAUGCUUGUACCGAGCGAAAGUCGCUGCAGUAUGCCAUGACAGAAGGUGGCAAUACGCCUGGCAGUCUUGCACCAGUGGUGAGAUCUCCUGCUGCUCAAGAAAUCAUGACGCCGUGUGGACGACGACGUCAAUGGGACCAAAUUGAGGACGGCUCGUUGCUGCGCUCGCCUUUUUUCGGAAGAACACCUCGUUCCGCCGACACGGCCUCUCGGGCUUAG